AUGCCCAAGUCUGACGACGACCUGUUGCCCAAAGACUCUGCGAUUGUCAAAUACGUCAAUAUGCUGCACGAGGCUACCGAAAUGACGGGGCGCGUAUUCGUGGAGGCGCCUCCGCUGAAGAACAAGAUGAUUGAGGCUGGCUUCGUCGACGUUGAGCUCCGCGUCUUCAAGUGGCCUCACAACACCUGGCCCAAGGAUGAGAGAUACAAGAAGCUCGGCUUAUGGACGCAAGAGAAUUUCGGUUCUGCGCUCGAAGCCUUGUGCAUGGCUGCCUUCACCCGCGUGCUCGGCUGGACGCGCGACGAGGUCAACGUCUUCCUCAUCGACGUUCGGAAUGACCUCAAGAACAAGAGCUAUCAUGCGUACUGCCCCGUCUACUGCAUCACUGGUCGCAAGCCGGAGAAGGAGAAGACCCCGCCGGUUCCUCAGGAGGGGACCGAGGCAGAGGGAGCGUAG
Molecule: messenger RNA, 456 nt
Organism: Colletotrichum fioriniae
Lineage: Eukaryota; Fungi; Ascomycota; Sordariomycetes; Glomerellales; Glomerellaceae
Source: RefSeq, a predicted model, not a curated record